Actinia tenebrosa (Australian red waratah sea anemone) is the source of this 1292-nucleotide messenger RNA. RefSeq lists its product as uncharacterized. Lineage: Eukaryota; Metazoa; Cnidaria; Anthozoa; Actiniaria; Actiniidae. The record is from RefSeq and is a predicted model, not a curated record.
AUAUCAGGUUUAAAGUCACGAUUCGCUGACUUUCUAAGGAGUUGACAUUAGAUUUAUGCAAAUAUCUCCAGGUUCUGGAAUUAUGUAUGCUUCAAAUCAUUAGCGCGCUUAGAGUGAGGGAGUAGAGGGCUUUGCUCGAACAGGCUUGAUCUUACAUUAUCGAUUCGUUUGGAUUGUUGUCUCUUCCUCGUUGCUUCAAGUAGUUUAUAUCUCUAGUUCUUCAACAUGGGUGAAUGUACGUCCAAGAUUUGCCAGUGCCAUUUCUGCCGUUGCUGCGAGUGUGGACCAAAAUGUAGCUGUUGCAUUUGCUGUAGAAAAUGGUUUGGGGAUUGGUGGAUGUGCAGUGAUUGCUGCGAAGAUUUUGACGAAGACGAAGAAAUGAUAAUCUCAAAUGGAAAUGCGAAGCCAAAAGAGAAACCAGAUGAUGGAGAAGGCAUUUAUCAGUACGAAAAUGGAGACUUCUACGUUGGAGAAUGGAGACGUGGGAAGCGCCAUGGUUAUGGCUCUUUGGAGAAAAAAGAUGGCACUAGGCUCGUGGGAUUUUUCUACGAAGAUGAGUACGUUGGAGAGAAACCCGACGAACGUCUCCGACGAAGCCCUGUGACGUCACGACCAUUUAGUAAAAGAGUAAAGCAAGAUGACGAAGAUGAAAGUGCAACUGUUCGAAGAGAAGAUCAAGAAAGGAUCGAAAAAGCGCGCGAAGAAGAACAGUCGUCACGUGACCGACUACUAAUCGGUGAUAACAACCAAUCAUACGACAGCGUCCAAAAAUAGACCAUAACGUAAUCAUUAUUAUACAACACACGUUAUAACAUAACGUACUUUUUGUAAAAUUUAUUGAAAUAACUUAGAAUAGCUGUCGUUGUGACUAUAACUGAACAAGGACGCCAUUUUGAAUGAUGUAGUGUUAAUUAUCAUCCAAUAUGGCUGCUUGCUUCCGGAUUCACUAUGGAUCUAUUGGCAAAGUGGGGUGAGCUAAUCUSGACUCGUUAUUGGCUAAAAAUAUUCAAACCUCUUGCCGUUUAAAUUUUCGCGCAUGCGCAACUUCAUAAAAGUUGUAAUUCACCAUUUUCCAUUCAUUGGUUCACAGGUCAAACACAAAGCGCUCAAGCGAGGCGCCAAGGUACUUUCGCAAAGGAUURWUKAAAUUUGRACCUUGCAACCUCGACUGAAUGCUUUGUGUUUGACCAGUGAACCGAUGUAUGGUAAAUGGUAAAUAGACCCUUCUCACUGAAUYCCGAGAGGAAUUGGUCUGGGGACCAAAACAAUGGAGGUUUUUUUCAUAAGAAAAU